Molecule: messenger RNA, 1959 nt
Organism: Macrosteles quadrilineatus (aster leafhopper)
Lineage: Eukaryota; Metazoa; Arthropoda; Insecta; Hemiptera; Cicadellidae
Product: facilitated trehalose transporter Tret1-like
Exons: 3
Coding region: 88-1506 (472 amino acids)
Biological process (GO): transmembrane transport
Cellular component (GO): membrane
Molecular function (GO): transmembrane transporter activity
Source: RefSeq, a predicted model, not a curated record
CUCAGAGCUGUGUUUAUUCAUUUCUCAAGAUAGCAUUUUCUAGUACCAUUGAGAGCAAAACUAACCCUUACAAAUAAUUAAAAAAAUAUGGCUUUACCUUCGAAUAACCUGAAAUUGAGAUUCAUGUGGCAGUACAUUGGAGCGAUGACAGUGGCAUUACCAAUGCUGAUGCUGGGCAUGGCUACCGCUUGGCCAUCUCCUACAUUACCCAAGAUCAAAGAAAACAAUGCACCACUCUCCUUGGACCAUUCCGAGAUAUCUUGGGUGGUAUCUCUCAUGUUCUUUGGUAACACACUAAGCCCUUUACCUGUUGGUCAACUCAUGGACAAGAUUGGAAGGAAAUGGACCUUGUACGUGUUAAACGUAAUGCCUCUCACUGCAUGGAUUAUCACGUAUUACAGUCCCUCUGCAUGGUACUUGUAUGUUGCUCGUUUCCUCAACGGAUUGGCAGCAGGAGCAGCCUACACAGUAUGUGCCGUCUAUAUUGGAGAGAUAGCAGAACCGUCUAUAAGAGGGUCAAUGUCCAACUUCAACAACCUUUUCAAGACUCUGGGUGGUCUAUUAGUAUUUAUUGUAGGUCCCUAUGUGUCAUAUGAAACUCUUGCUCUCACCUGUGGUCUGGUGCCAGCCUUGUACUUCCUUGUGGCGGCGUUCAUCCCGGAGUCUCCAUAUUAUCUUGUUAUGAUGAACAGAAAACAAGAAGCAAAAGAGGCUCUGAGGUGGUUGCAAAGGAAAGACGAUCCAGCUCUUGAUCAGGAAUUAGCAAUGGUAGAAAAAACUGUAAUUUCCCAGACACAAAAUAAAGGUUCAGUCAAAGAUCUGUUCAAAGAUAGAGCAAAUCGUAAGGCAGUUGGCAUUACUAUGAUCUUAUCCGUGGUAAAAAAUCUGAGUGGAUAUGAUGUGAUGAUGGCUUACACCUCCACAACACUUCCUCCUGAGGCAUUUAAUUCCUUUGGUCCUAAUGAAUGUGUCAUCAUCCUGGGAGUGAUAUCAGUAGUUACAUGUAUUGGCUCUAUAUUCAUCUUAGAUAAAUAUCCUAGAAGAUUUUUACUGACUUUGUCAUCUCUAGGGUGCUCAAUUAUGACACUUCUUCCAGGCCUCUGGUUUUUUCUGAAUGAUAACACAUCAGUCGAUGUGUCAGCGUUCGCUCAGAUACCAUUCUACUGUUUUGCAAUACAUGCUGUGGUGUACUCAGUGGGCCUUGGACCUAUUGUUGCCAAUGUAAAGGGAGAACUCUUUUCAGCCAAUGUAAAGGCAGUUUGUUCAGCUAUGACCAGUAUUGUGUUUGCCAUUUUAAGUUUUCUUUCUACAAAAAUAUAUCUUAUAAUUUCUGACUCUAUGGGUGUCUAUGUGAAUUACUUACUAUAUGCAAUAGGGUGUGCUCUUGGAACACUGUUAAUCCGUAAAUAUGUGAUAGAAACUCGAGGUAAAUCUCUACAUGAAAUUCAGAUCAGACUCAGUGAACGAAACAAGACUACUAGUGUAUCUGUUAUCUCUCAUAGAUAACGUAAAAAUCCGUUCUUGUGAUAUACUGAACUAAACAGAUUGAUUAAUGAACUUUUCUCAACAAUCCACGCUAGGAGGGAGGCGAGUUGGCAAUGGCAAAUAGGGUUGGAAUGUUGGAAACUGGGAACGAGUAACACUUUUUCCAGCAGCACCUGACAUUUAAUUUUGAGGGAAUUAUUAGUCUAGUCUGUCAAUUAUUAUUUUUCUCACAAAAGCCCUUGAUUAUUACAAAACAAUAUUUAAUGUCUAGUGAAUAUAAGAAGUAGGAAACUCACCUGGCCCUAUAUACAUAUAUGUAUUCUAUAACAUAAAUGAUUAGAACACUGAGCAACACUAAAUUUACUCAAACUAUCUCUUGUGAUUGUAAGGAUCUAGUUACCUACUUAAAAUAUACGGUUCUUUAUACAGUAAUAUCCAAGGUGGUCUAAAAAUCUGUACCUUAUUUUAAUGUUU